AUGGAUCCGCUUUCAGUCUCAGCUUCAAUUGUCGGGCUGGCGACAACAGCCGCUCAUAUUACCACUACCCUCUGUCACUUGACUAUGGAUUUGGAGGAUUCCCCGAGUCUCGUCGGCCACAUAAUCGCCGAGAUAGCUUUAAUCAACCCAGCUAUGUGUAACCUUCAAAUGUUUCUUGUUGGUGACAGACGGGCGACAAAGUCACAGGAGUCAAUGAUACUUGUUGAAGAUUUGGUUGUUAUUCUAACGGGAUGUGUGUGUACGUUCUCGGAACUGGAGGCUGAGGUCAACGGACUACGAUCUGGUCCUGAUUUGAAAACCUUAGACCGAUCGAAAUGGAUGUCGCGAGAGAAUACAAUCAAGCUGCUUCUUGAAAGAUUGAAGGAUCAUAAAUCGUCGAUUGUGUUGAUGCUCGGUAUACUUGGCUGGUAA
Molecule: messenger RNA, 432 nt
Organism: Morchella sextelata
Lineage: Eukaryota; Fungi; Ascomycota; Pezizomycetes; Pezizales; Morchellaceae
Exons: 1
Coding region: 1-432 (143 amino acids)
Source: RefSeq, a predicted model, not a curated record